Molecule: messenger RNA, 1454 nt
Organism: Planococcus citri (citrus mealybug)
Lineage: Eukaryota; Metazoa; Arthropoda; Insecta; Hemiptera; Pseudococcidae
Product: 4-hydroxy-2-oxoglutarate aldolase, mitochondrial-like
Exons: 7
Coding region: 123-1091 (322 amino acids)
Molecular function (GO): lyase activity
Source: RefSeq, a predicted model, not a curated record
AGUGUUCUUGAAAAACACUUGAAACACAAUUAAUAAAUAUACUUGAAAGCGAUUUAAAAACAUGCUGUAGCGCAUGUAAAUCUGAUAGUCUUGUGAUAUCGUAUUGAAUCAUAAGUUUUUGUAUGCUUCUGUAUAUUUUGUUGGCAAUAUCGUUGUAUUUCGGAGACUCAACAGUCAUGAGUUCGAAAUCGUGUAAAAGUAAAAUCAAUUUGAGCGGUGUUAUUGUUGCAAUAGCAACUCCUUUUCAAGAAAAUGUUCAACAAUCUGUUGAUUACGAUAAGCUUAAGAAAAAUGUUGCUAUAUGGGAAAAAAUACCACUUGCAGGAUAUUGUAUCGGGGGAUCCUAUGGAGAAUGGCCCUAUUUGACCAGCGAAGAGAAAAUUGAAAUACUCAAGACUGUUAAAACAUUAGCACAUCCAUCAAAAUUUGUGAUGGCUGGAACUACCAGUGAAUCUACGAAACAAAGUCUCGAACUGAGUUUAGCUGUGGCUGAAGCCGGAGCUGAUGCCAUUCUUCUUCAAACACCUCACUACUUUCGUGCCCGAAUGACUCAAAAUAGUAUCAUCGAACACUUCACAACGAUUGCUGAUGCUAUACCUAUUCCUGUGGUCAUUUAUAAUAAUCCUGGCACGACUGGAAUCGAUAUAAGUGUAGAUACAAUCGAGAUAUUAUCCAAACAUCCGAAUAUUUGUGGAGUUAAAGAUGGAAAUGUAUUCAAACUCGGAGCAAUCGUUGAAAAAACCAAAGAUAAAGAUUUCCAAGUAUUGGCUUCUUCUGCCGGAGACUUUUUACCAGCUUUGUUAGUAGGUUGUUCAGGAGGGAUGAGUGGAUUAGCUGGUAUCUUAGGGGGUCCAAUAUGUGAAAUGUACUCGUUAGCUCGAGCCAAUGAAUGGCAUAAAGCAGCAGAAAUUCAAAAACGAUUAGUUUUACCCGAUUUCUUGCUUUUGAGAGAAUAUGGACCACCUGCUUUGAAAGCUGCUAUGGAUAUGUUGGGGUAUUAUGGAGGCUCUUGUCGUAAACCUUUGCUUCCAUUAGAUGCUGAAGUUAUCUCGAAAAUUCGUCAAGUUCUUCAAGCAUCUGGUCAUCUCUAAUUUACUAUCCCAUCUUAAUAUACGAAGAAAUUAUUUAAAGUACAAAAGAUGUUGACCAUUUUUAAAGAGAAAAUUUAUUGGUAGAUUUUUAAAGUAGUGAAAAUAAAGUUUGAGAAUUGUCAAUUAAUUUUAUGCUUCCAUUAAUAUUUUUAAUGAUUAGUAAUACAUUUUUGUACGUGAAGGGAAGAAUCGAAUGUAAUUUAUUACGUUUACUGUUGAGUUAUUUUUACAAUGUUAUUUCGAAUUAGGAACAAACUUCAUUCCAGCUCUACCAUUUAUAAUUUUUUUUUUAUGAUAAUUGAUGAUAAAUUGAUAAUAAUUAAUUACUGACAAUAAAAACAAAAAUAAACAAUAUUCGUUUUA